GAGGGGGAGAAGGAAAGCAAGAAAGAGGGAGAGAGAGAGACAGAGGGAACCCGGUGUGUCUCUCCCCACCCCCCACCCCCAGCACAUUAAUCUAUCAUGAGCUAAUGUGUUUUGUCCAUUCCGUUCCUUUUGUACCAUCGCCCAGGCGUGCGCGCACCACUCACACUCAGCCGCGCUCUCUUGUUGCACUUCUGCCACCCAGCUCCUGAUGCUUGGCUGGGCCUGAGUCAGUCCGCGAGAGGGAAGACGCAGCAAGAGAGGCAGAACAGCCAGCCAGGCAGACAGACGGAGGCAGAGGAACAAAGCCCGGGCGACCAUGGGAAAUACACCAUCUCAAGAUCCUGAGAGGACUAACGCCCACAUGAUCUCAGCAGACGAUGCAGAAUAUCCACGGGAAUACCGGACCCUGGGCAAUGGCACACGCCGCUUCUCCAAUGUAGGCCUGGUGCACACCUCAGAACGCCGGCACACUGUCAUCGCGGCCCAGAGUCUGGAAGCCCUGACAGGGCUCCAGAAGUCUGAAAUGGAACGGAAGCGGGAUGCAUUUAUGGAUCACUUGAAGAACAAGUACCCCCAGCAUGCCCUGGCAAUCCGAGGUCAGCAGGAUAGGAUCCGGGACCAGCAACCCAACUACUGGAGCUUUAAGACACGAAGUUCCCGGCACUCGCAGGGUUCUCAGCCGGGCUUGGCAGAUCAAGCCAAACUCUCCUUUGCUUCAGCUGAAUCCUUGGAGACCAUGUCAGAAGCUGAGCUGCCCAUUGGCUUCAACAGAAUGAACCGCUUCCGGCAAAGCUUGCCUCUCUCCCGUUCCACCAGCCAAACAAAACUCCGGUCACCAGGGGUCCUUUUCCUUCAGUUUGGGGAAGAGACGAGGCGGGUACACAUCACCCAUGAAAUCAGUAGCAUGGAUACGUUGCACGCCCUCAUCGUCCACAUGUUUCCUCAGAAGCUAACAAUGGGAAUGCUCAAGUCGCCCAACACUGCCAUCCUGAUCAAGGACGAAUCCCGCAAUGUCUUCUAUGAGCUGGAGGAUGUCAGGGACAUCCAGGACAGAAGCAUUAUCAAAAUCUACCGGAAAGAGCCCCUCUAUGCCUCCUUCCCUGGAUCCCACAUCACCAAUGGUGACUUGCGGAGAGAGAUGGUCUACUCCUCCAGGGAAUCCUCCCCCACCCGGCGUCUGAACAGCAUGUCCCCUGCUGCUCACCUCACCUCUGGCUCUCCUCCACCUGUGCUCCAGUCAUCCUCCCCGUCCCGUUCCCGCAUGUCUUACAGCGGUGGGCGCCCACCUUCCUAUGCCGGCAGUCCUGUGCACCACGCAGAACGCCUUUCCAACCUGCCUCCAGCUCAGGGUGUAUCACCAAGCCCGAGUGCUAUCUUGGAACGUCGGGAUGUCAAACCGGAUGAGGAUCUGGCUGGGAAGAAUAUGGUGCUGAUGAAAAACGAAGGCCUGUAUGCUGACCCCUAUGGAAUGGUGCAUGAGGGACGCUUGAGUAUUACAUCGACUCAGUCAUUAGCAGGGAUAGGAGACCCGUUUGCCUACCCUGGAGGACUCUACAAGCGGGGCUCUGUCCGUUCGCUCAGCACCUAUUCAGCCGCUGCCCUCCAAACAGAACUGGAAGAUAGCUUAUAUAAGCCCAAUGCACAGAUCUAUAGUGAUACUUAUGGUCCGGGGAUGGGCUUCCGCUUGCCUCCAUCAUCACCCCAGAAAAUUGCCGAUGGACGGCUGGUGGAUGUUCAGCAGAGCCAAAGUCCACACAGCCCUUACUCUGGGCCUCCAAGCAGGUCCUCGCCCGUCCGCCAGACCUUCCGCAAAGACUCUUGCUCCUCAGUAUUUAUGGAAAGCCCUGUCAACAAACCCCGAAACCCAAGCUCUUCAGGGCCUUCAGAUCUCUUCCCUGGACCUGGGGAACGCCCGCUUUCUGGGUUCAGCUCACCAGUGCCUGUCAAGGAUACGGAAACCAGAGAACGAAUGGAAGCGAUGGAGAAACAGAUCGCCAGUCUGACAGGAUUGGUGCAGAGUGCAUUGAUGCGAAGUUCUGAUGCAGAAACCCCCAGUGAGAGGACAGAAGGAACCAACGGAGGGACACCUCCAUCAGCACCCCCCAGCCGAAGUGGUGUUGGGACUCCUGUGCCUGGCCCCCCACCUCCAUCUGCAACUGGUACCCCAGCGGGGCAGCCCACGGCCAUCACCCGCCUGCACAUGCAGCUGCAUCUUCAUGACCUGCAGCACAAUGCUAGCGACCUCCGUAACCAGCUGCAGCAACUCAAAAAAAUGCAGCUGCAAAACCAGGAGACGGUGAAGACGAUGCUACGGCGGACAGAAACAGAGAUCAGCGUGCGGGUGAUGGACACCAUGCGCAAGCAGGAAGACCCCUUGCAGCGCCAGCGCAGCCUGGUGGAGGAGGAGCGCCUACGCUAUCUCAACGAGGAAGAGCUCAUCACCCAGCAGUUAAAUGACCUGGAGAAAGCUGUGGAGAAGAUCCAGAAAGAUCACAGCCACAAUCACCGCCUUAUCUCUCCGCAAGAGCUGGAAGAGAAGUCCUUGGUGCUUAAACAGCUGGGAGACACCUUGACAGAACUGAAGGCUAAUUUCCCCAGCUUGCAGAGCAAGAUGCGCGUCGUCCUCCGUGUGGAAGUCGAGGCUGUGAAGUUCCUCAAGGAAGAGCCUCACCGGCUGGAUGGCCUGUUCAAGCGCUGCAAGGCGGUGACUGACACCCUGGCGCAAGUUCGCAGGCAAGUGGAUGAGGGCGUCUGGGAUUCAUCCAGUAACCUUCUCAGCCAGUCUCCAAAGAAGGUGGACCCAGAAAGCGACUUUAGCAAAGGAUUGGAUUUUGAGAUGCCCACCAGCCCCCCAAUAAACCUCCAUGACUUGACCUCUUUGACCGGCAGCCUGGGGACAAGCAGCUUUGGGCAAAGUCCUGGGCAGACCCACAUCUCCAAGAGCAGCAACCCCUCCCGGGGUUCAGAGAUGGCAGCAGUCAAGACCCAGAUGGGCUCUGAGACUCCCAGCAAGAGGAUCGUGGACAGAACAGUGUCUAUGGAGGCCGCAGAGCGGGACUGGGAGGAGAAGCGCGCAGCCUUGACCCAGUACAGUGCCAAGGACAUCAACCGCCUUCUGGAAGAAACGCAGGCGGAGCUGAUGAAAGCCAUCCCCGACUUGGAGUUCGCUGCCAAGCACAAGCAGACCUCCAGCAGCGGUGGAAGCGCAGCCUCCACCCCUGAGCACAAACCCCCCAAGCCCCAGCAUGCACAGAAGACCACAGCCAAAAUGGACCCCAGUGGUCGCCGGGGGUCAGAUGAAUUGACAGUGCCUAGAUAUCGAACUGAGAAGCCCUCCAAGUCUCCUCCACCACCCCCACCUCGGCGAAGUUUCCCAUCCUCCCAUGGUCUCACAACCACUCGCACAGGGGAAGUGAUCGUCACCAGCAAAAAAGAAUCCAGUUUUAUGAAGAAAGCGGAGUCGGAAGAGCUGGAGACGCAAAAGCCACAAGUGAAACUGAGGAGGACCGUCUCAGAGGUUGCCCGGCCUGCUUCAACUCCCCCCAUCAUUGCCUCUGCCAUUAGAGAUGAUGAUGACGAAGACAGGAUCAUUGCUGAACUUGAGGUCUUUCAAAGAAGCUCUUCAUUUAUUCCUAAGUUCCGUUGCAAUCAGCUUGCGCCAACCACAGACACGUGGCCCAAUGGGGCCACCGUAACACCCGAAGGAUGGAAGGCAUCGCUUCCUGCCAGCCGCCGUGUAGCUAGGGCAAACUUCAGUUCACGCAGCCUUCCACGAGUCCAAGCGUCACGAUCCCAGCAGAAACAUCGAUUGGAUCCGAUCCUAGUUCUACGGCAGAAUUCAAAGGAGUCAAGACCCUCAAAGCCACCCCCAGGUAACAUUUCCCACCUCCCUCAGACUCUCCUUCCCAAGCAGGUGUCCAGCCUGCCAAUUCCAGAACCUCAACCAGAGGCAGGUAUGGAAAUAUGCAGUCUUCAAGCUGAUGAGCUCCAAAGCAUCAGAGGACAGCCGGGAAUCUUUGGAUGGACCACAGUAGAAACAGAAGAGAAGCCCAAGAGGGUAGAAGUUUUGUUUGGCGAGCUGGGUGAAAAUGACGGGCAGCCAGAUCUGUUGGUUUCUGCCUCACCUGCGUUAUGCAGUGAGACCUUAAUGUGUACACAGCCUCUGCAGAAAUGUAUAAGAACUCGAGGAUCUCUGCCAUGCUCUGCAAGCGAGCAUCCUUUCCACAGUGAUAAUGGAACAGAAAAAGGCACAGUGGAGCCUGAAAUGAUAAGAAUGUCACUUGAGGUUAUAGCUGGUCAGCUGGACAAAGGUCAGCAGAUAUCUGAGCAAGGGACCGAGCUAGGAAUCCGUUCAGCCGAUAAUCAGGAAGUUGUGAUCCCAUCAGAAGUCACAUUUGGUUGUGAGACAUCUAUGGGAAAAGAUGAAAUACCCACAAGAUUGCGUAGCAAAAAUAACAUGGCAGAACCCAAAAAGGGAGAAGCCAACCAGAGCCUAGAGGAGGUACAGACAGCUUUGAAAGACCCCAGUGAUGAUAGCACUCAGAUGCAAAGAGGUCACCUGUCAAAUGUUCCAAUGUUAAAUUUUCCCUUGCAGAAUCAAAGGUCCCCCACGAACAAGGAUGUAACCGAGUACAAUAUGAAAUCCAGGCCGAAUCCUUUGGAACUGGUUUGUACCCUCUCCACAGAGGACAAGAUAAACUUAGAGAAAGAACUAGGAGACCAGCGAAGGGAAUGCACAUCUCUUGAUAACGUGACUUUAAACAGUUAUGCCAUUUGCAAAGAUACCUACCAAAGGCUGGAGAACCUGGAAGAGACCAUCAGAGAACUUGAAAUGGCUAUCAGUGAAAUGGGCUUCCAUGCACCCACUGAGUUUAUGAGUACAUUCCCCCAAACAAGAUAUGCUGACACUGAGAAAGAGGAAAGAAAGGUGGACGCUGGAGAUGCCAGAUGCGGCUGUGCCACUUUGGUGAAUAUGGCAUUUGACUGCCAGAUUUUAAUGCCUCAGGAAGCAAGCAGCAACUCACCCAAGUCUUCACCAACCAGUUACAUACCAUCUCUGCUGCCCAAACCUCAGUUCCUGCUCAGUGACAGUCCACAGAGCGGCAGUGGCGUCUCCAUCCCAGCCAUGAAGAUGGUCAACCCAGCAUCGCGGCUGAAGCAAACGCAGCAGGGCAGCCCAGACAAAAGCAAACAUAUAAAGCAACGCAUGGAAUACAUGCGCAUCCAGGGACAGCAACAGUGUGCCCAGUGGCUGGCCAACUUUCUGAGGCCACAAAGCAAGGCCGCUAGAUCAACCAAGGAUCCUAGCAUGAUGAAUGAGACUUCAAGCCCGGUCUCAGAAAAACCUACUUCGGGCAGGACCUCCAUCCCAGUACUGACUUCCUUUGGGUCACGGAACUCCUCCAUUUCAUUCUAAAAGCUCUUUUGCUCAUUUGGUUGUUUUACCACAACUGGGGGACUGGGGAGGGCUUGCCGCCAUCUUUCUGCUUUUCUCAUCCCCAGAUCUUACUGAGGCAUCUAGAAAAGUCCCUCCCCUUAGACUUUCUAAGCUUCCCUCAGAAUGGCCAACCUGUGGCCUCAUGACCUUCUCCAAAAUGGCUGCCCUACAGACUCUCUUUCAGCUCCCCUGGGAAAGGUCACUUUCUGUAUCAAAAUGUGCUCCAAAGUGACCCGUUUACUGUCUCACAUCCUUCUUCUGAAAAUGACUGUACUGGUUUGUUCUUUUCCCACACUAAAAUGUGGCUGGCACUCAGCUUUCUCUUUCUUCCUGAAGCCUUAGACCUCCCCAACCUCUCCUCUUUCCCUCCCCCAUCCCAACCUUUGUUUUCUACUCUGGAAAUUUUAUGUUGUUUGUGUAUAAUGAACACCACGAACUUUGCCACUUUCAAAGACUUCAAGCAAGAAGGAUGUUGGACAGCUCUGGGCUUCACUGUUCUCUGCAGGGGCUGAGAGAGGGGAAUGGGAUCCUUGGCGGAAGCAUCUAGAAAGGGGAGGGGAGAAAUGGUUUCUGAAGACGCCUCAGAACCCAUGGACAUUUGCUGCUAUCCAUCUUUCCUUACAUUUAAAAAAAUAGUUGUAAUUAAUUGAUUAAUGUGGAUCCUUGUAGGUGUGUGCCGAGUCAUUCAUGAAUCGAUAGUGUUUUGACUUUGGGGCAUGUGUGUGCUUCCAUUUUGUGGGUUCUGUAGUUUACUUGCUGUAUCAAAGACUGUUUUGAAACGGGGAGUAUUGUUUGCAGGUGUGUGUAUCACAAGUUGAUAUAUCUGUUUCUUUUUCUUCCAAGUCAUUGGAUUGAAUUUGGAAGAAGAGCAAAGACUUGAAAAAAGCACUGAAUUUUAAGCCUGUAAUUAAUGCCCCCCUCCCCCCCAUCUUCUCAACCUUGCAGAAGCAACCAACUGUUAUGAAAGGGGGGAAAGAGACUGUUACGAAAAGGGACGCAACCAAAGUAGGUAGCAGAAAGUUGAUAUGAAUGAUACUGAGAACAGGGUCUGGGAAAAGAAAGUCAUGCUUCCUAUGAAAUGAAUCCGCAUAAUGUAGCACUUUAAAUGUCCAUUCAGUUACCGUAUACGUGGGAGGGAGCCCUCAAAAUAUGUGGAAUACCAAAUAGGAGGCAAAAGUCAGGGAGAUGAGGGCAUCAGGGUAUCAAAGAAGUUGAGUGAUAAGGGAAAGGGAGGAUUUGCAGAGGACUGGUGGACGUGGAGUUCUACCAUGACUAGGGAGAUUUCAGUGGGAGGGUGGUGGUUCAGGUCACAAAGAGGUGAGUCUUCUUUGUUCUGUAACUAUGAGUUGAGGUUCCUUGAAAAAUGGAAGGUGAGUCCUCAAAUGGGAAGAAAUUAUGUGAAGUUAAGAUUGUUGGCAUUGUAGGAAUUCCAUCCAAUACUAUGGUAACCUCAGCUCUAGGAGAAAAGACUAGGAUAAUGGAAUGAAGCCAAGAAUUAAUGGGACUAGCCCAUUGUAUUUUGUCUUGGAGACGUGGAUGAAGUGGAUCCAACUGGCUGGCUUUUCAGUGGAGUGAUCAGCUCAGAAUUGCCACCACUUGCCAAGAAACUUUGGACUUGAAUGGAAAAUUGAACUUUGGUUCACCAGUGGAUUGAGUUCACUUUCCUUCAUGACCAGUGGGAUGAGGAAACUGUGAUAGUUUCCACCAAGAUUCUGCGUGGAAUUUUGGUUGCAGAAAGCACAGAAGGAAUUUUUUAAAAUAAAUAAAUAUAGCACAGAUAGGAAAAUAUGGUGAGAAAGAAUGUUAGAUGUUGAAGAGAGAGAGCUCUGGAAACACCAUCGUACUGAGCAAGCAAGGCAGGAAACAGAUUGCAUUUGUGGGUGAUUUCUUCAAAUAAAAGUACAAUAGGUAUGUGUGUAUGUGACAGAAUGGCAGGCUAGAAACAGAAGGGUGGGGUGUUUUUUGAGGAGCGAUUGAAAAACACAGUCUGGGGCACGUGUGUUUUCUGUGCGAACUCAGUUCUAAAGAAAAGGAAGUGCUCCCUUUCCCUCUCAGGAAAGGUGAUAGCAUCUGAGAUCUUGUGGUUCUUUCGGCAGAACUUGCGCAGGAGAAAUUCCUCUGGGGUUCUACCCUAAAAUGUUAAGCACAGACAAUAACUUCAGAAAUACCUUAUAUGAUGCGUGUGCACAUACAAGGAUGCGCAUUGACAUGUAUAGCAAAAUGGCGCUUGAUUGUAAAAAAAAAUACAAAGAUAUGAAGAGUCUGUAUGCAACAUAAUACAAUAUGUAAGCACUCCGUGUUUGGUUGACUAGCUCGUCCUUUUUAAUUUAAUUAUAUUCUAAAAAUUUUGGUGGGGAUGGAGCGUGGGAGUUUUGAUUUUUUUUAUGGGUUUUCGUCUUCUUUUUUGUAAAUCAAUCAUUUUUGUAUAAAAAAUUUUAAGAGAGCCUUUUUUUGAAUAACAAAGUUUUAAAAAAAAGUUUUAAAAAAUUAAAUAUGUUAACAACAACAACAACAGUCCGUAAUGCAAUUUCUUGGGAUUGCACAAAACGAAAAAAAGAAAAAUGAAACACACACAAAAAAAGCAACCUCUUUACAUUUAAGUGAAGUGUCUUAACAUUUUAUAUAUUUGUUUUAAGAAAUAUAUUUACAUAUUAUAUAUAUAUAAUAUACGUAAUAUAAAUAUAUAUAUAUAAAUACUGGAAAAAAAAGAAAAUGAAACUCUCGUUGUGUCUAGUAUAUUUAGAGGGGGGAGGGAAGAACGGUGUGUGUUUUUUCUUCCUGGAUCAAAUUAUAUAUGUAGCUCUUUGUGCUUUAGAAACUGUCAAGGGGGAUGGGGGUGGUCAUGCGAGUAGAGCUAGAGGGGUAGGAUCCUUGGAGGAAACCCUCCCGCGCAAACCCCACUGGAAUGAGAAUGGCACAAGAGCACAGUGGUGUUCUUCCUCUGGGGCAUGUGUGGGACAUCAUUCCCCGCGGGUUUGUCUUUGUAAGCAUUUAACCCUUCUGCUGAGCUGACAUUCCAUCUCUGACUCUCCAUGUUUGUUUCAAUAUUGUCUACCCCUUUCAUACUCCUUUCCCCGUUUUUCCCCACCACGUUUUUCUUCUUUCUUACACUUUUUUUCUGUUUGGUGGCAGAAAGGACGGCCCGAGAAGACAGCAGCGGGUGGGAUUUUGAGCCGACAGUGAGCUGAGAAGGCUCCUCUAACUUUAGCCCGUUCACUCGUGAUUCCGGAAUAUGUCAGUGCACCCAAUCAGAAAAUUUUUUAGAAAAGGUUUCCAAGUGUGUGUAAGAGACUUUGUUCACACAAAAUGGCAACUCUAUGUAUUGAGAGGAUCAUGCGUAAAGCAAUCCCCCAAUAUGCAGUGUAGGAAUACCAAAAAUGAACUCCUGAACAGGGCUCUCUGAUCUUUGUCGUGGCUUUGGCCUCCAAAGGAGUCUUGGGAGGGAAGGGACUGAGGGAAAGAAUUGCCAACAGCAGCAAUCUCAGGAAACCUAGGGGUCCCAGAGCUCUUUGGAGGAAGCCUCAGCCAGCAAAGCAGAUUACAACUGUCCGUUCCAAACUCACUUGCAGUGUCUCAUCUGCAUUGUUUGCACAUCCCUGAAUUUAUGGCCGAGGCCACCGAACGGAGCUGCCUCUGGGUUCGUUUUGUUUACUCACCUCUCUUCCCUGCACACCUCUAGACGGCUGGAGGGACAUGCCCAUGCUGCCCUUCGAUCUGGUC
Messenger RNA from Sphaerodactylus townsendi, 9157 nucleotides. RefSeq names its product SRC kinase signaling inhibitor 1 (gene SRCIN1). The coding region runs from base 317 to 5416 and encodes 1699 amino acids. Lineage: Eukaryota; Metazoa; Chordata; Lepidosauria; Squamata; Sphaerodactylidae. The record is from RefSeq and is a predicted model, not a curated record. The transcript is spliced from 24 exons. Gene Ontology annotation, biological process: regulation of dendritic spine morphogenesis. Gene Ontology annotation, cellular component: actin cytoskeleton; cytoplasm; postsynaptic density.